Molecule: messenger RNA, 2257 nt
Organism: Tarenaya hassleriana
Lineage: Eukaryota; Viridiplantae; Streptophyta; Magnoliopsida; Brassicales; Cleomaceae
Product: probable inactive receptor kinase At1g27190
Exons: 1
Coding region: 300-2114 (604 amino acids)
Biological process (GO): protein phosphorylation
Molecular function (GO): ATP binding; protein kinase activity; protein binding
Source: RefSeq, a predicted model, not a curated record
CAAAUCCAAUGAGCCUUUAUAAAGAAAGUGCUGAGUGUAUGAAUACUCUGCUUUCUUUCUCGAUCGAAACCUGAGUUUGUAUGAAACGGCGAUGAUCUUCAUCUUCCCCACAAUCUGGCUUUGACGGCGUCGUUUUGUGGUGUGAUUCUUUCCCGGAGAAAAGUUAUUAUUAAAGAAAAGAACAAAAUUUAUUUUCGUCAGCGGUGCCUUCUGCACUGUCAAUGGCCGUAUUUCCGCCAUAGAAGCAGUUUGUACUUACUUCUCUGUAGGGAACCCUUGAGAAUUGACCCGUAGCCAUCAUGAAGGAGACGAUCUUCUUCACCUUUUUUUGUCUUCUUAUACUUGUUAGCCCAUUUCCGUGUUCUUCUCUUGAAGACGAUGUACUGUGCCUCGAAGGCCUCAAGAACUCGCUCAAAGACCCGUCGGGUCGACUCAGUGGCUGGUCCUUCUCCAACUCGAGCUCGUCGGCUGUGUCGGUUUGCAAGCUGACCGGUGUCUCUUGCUGGAACGAGAAGGAGAAUCGCAUCAUCUCUCUGCAGCUCCAGUCCAUGCAGCUUGCGGGUCAGAUCCCCGAGUCGCUCAAGUUCUGUCGAAGUUUGCAGUCCCUGGAUCUCUCCGACAAUGAUCUUUCAGGUCCGAUUCCUUCCCAAAUCUGCUCGUGGCUGCCAUACCUCGUCACUCUGGAUCUGUCCGGCAACAAACUAGGCGGUUCGAUCCCGGCCCAGAUCGUGGAUUGCAAGUUCCUUAACAGCCUGGCUCUUAACGACAAUAAGCUCUCCGGUUCGAUCCCAACGGAGCUCAGUCGGUUGGACAGACUCAGGCGUCUUUCCCUCGCCGACAACGAUCUCUCAGGUCCGAUCCCGUCGGAGCUUUCGAAGUUCGAAGAAGGAGACUUUAGCGGAAAUCACGGACUUUGCGGAAAACCCUUGUCGGGAUGUGGCUCGUUGAGCGGUAAAAACCUAACAAUUAUCAUUGUCGCCGGAAUUAUCGGCGCUGUUGGGUCACUGGUCGUGGGUUUUGCGAUACUGUGGUGGUUCUUCAUCAGAGAAGGUGGCAGGAAGAAGAAGGGUUACGGCGUCGGAAAAUCGAAGGAAGAUGGUGACUGGAUCGAUUUACUGAGAUCACACAAGCUCGUUCAGGUAACUUUGUUUCAGAAACCCAUUGUGAAGAUCAAGUUGGCUGAUUUAAUGGCGGCGACGAACAAUUUCAAUUCUGGGAAUUUAGUUGUUUCCACGAGAACUGGCGUCUCGUACGAAGCUGUUUUACCUGAUGGAUCAGCUCUUGCGGUCAAGAGGCUUAGCUGUUGUGGGCUUGGAGAGAAACAGUUCAGGUCGGAGAUGAACCGGUUAGGUCAACUCAGGCAUCCGAAUCUGGUUCCACUUUUAGGUUUUUGUGUCGUGGAAGAUGAGAGAUUGCUGGUUUACAAGCACAUGCCCAAUGGAACACUCUACUCUCAAUUGCACGGCCAUGGAGGCGGUUUGGAUUGGCCAGCGCGGCUUAGGAUCAGUGUAGGCGCAGCCAGAGGGCUAGCAUGGCUGCACCAUGGCUGCCAACCGCCAUAUACCCAUCAAUACAUUAGCUCCAAUGUGAUUCUCCUCGACGAAGAUCUUGACGCUCGAGUUACGGAUUACGGGCUGGCAAGGCUGGUGGCUGCAUCUCGUGAUUCAAAAGACGAUAGCUCGUUCAACAAUGGUGAUCUAGGGGAGUUAGGUUACAUGGCUCCAGAGUACUCGAGCACAAAGGUCACGUCCUUGAAAGGAGAUGUGUACGGGUUCGGGAUCGUGCUUCUGGAACUGGUCACGGGGCAAAAGCCUCUCUCUGCCAUCAAUGGAGAGGAAGGGUUUAAAGGGAGUUUGGUGGAUUGGGUCAGCCAGUUUUUGAGCACCGGUAGAAGCAAAGAGGCCAUUGACAGAAACAUUUUUGGCAGGGGCUAUGAUGACGAGAUAAUGCAGUUUCUGAAAACUGCAUGUAGCUGCGUUGUCUCCAGGCCAAAGGAGAGACCAUCAAUGUGCCAUGUUUAUGAAUGUCUGAAGAACAUGGCGGAUAAACAUGGUCUUACCACCGAUCAUUUCGACGAAUUUCCAUUGAUCUUCAACAAACAAGAUGGUGAGUAACUUGUGGAAAGGUUGUCCUCUUUUGGGCAGUGGAAGUGCUGAAAAUGGCAUCUUUUCUUUUCUUUUUUUGGCUACCUCAACCACUCACACCAUAUGUGGUAAGUCUUCUCAUUCAUUGUCAUACGAUUAUUGGAAUUCAAGCA